Molecule: messenger RNA, 1811 nt
Organism: Sclerotinia trifoliorum
Lineage: Eukaryota; Fungi; Ascomycota; Leotiomycetes; Helotiales; Sclerotiniaceae
Source: the annotation of a GenBank genome assembly
UCGGCUUUAUCGAUAAGAGAGGAUCCUCAUAAGGCUAGUUAGUUACCUACCACUCCAACUUGUCUAUGCCUUGACUCAAUCCGUUUCCCAUUAUUCAGUAACCCACAUUCAUUCUUACAAAGUCCAACACACGUUCAAGCUUGCGAACAACCUUUUUUAAAGUAGCUAAACCGAUAGAUAAAUUCUACGCAUCAAUCAACAUAAGCUCCUUCGCAAUAUUUUAUCACCCUCGAGACCCCGCUCAGCAUCAAAGAAGUCCCCCUCCCCGCCCAUCAUGAACUUCCUCCACAGUACUCUCGAUCGACUUCGCGAAUUUACGCCAGUAUCUAACACCUCUACUUUUCGCACCAACGGACAAAUCACACCUGAAGAAUUCGUAGCAGCAGGGGAUUAUCUGGUCUUCAAGUUUCCAACAUGGUCAUGGGCAGAUGCAUCCCCAACAAGCAAGCGUGCCAACUAUUUACCGGCUGGCAAGCAGUUUUUAGUUACACGUGGCGUGCCUUGUCAUCGCAGACUUGACGAUGAUUUUGCGGGUGAAGCAGGACAUGACGAAACUGUUGUUGGAGAUGGAGAGGACUUCAGAGGUACGGGUCAUUCGCCGGGUGAUGAUGAAGAUGGUUGGUUGAGGACUGGAGGGUUGGCCGCUAGUCAAGAAGCACGAGCGAGAGAUGUGAGGACGGUAGAUGAAAGUGGCGAGAUGGGUGAAAGAGAAGAUGACGAGGAUGAUAUUCCAGAUAUGGAGGAUGAAGACGAUGAUGACGAAGCUAUUAUUCGUGACCCCAAAGCUGACAAUGCGAAUUCGUGAGUAUCUUCCCGUAUACUGAAAUGAUCUUGAUGGCCGAAUAUUAAUAAGCCAUCUAUCAGAUCUCGUCGCACAUAUACUAUUUACAUCGCAUACACGCCCUAUUAUCGGACUCCUCGGCUAUACCUCUCGGGAUACCUUUCAAGCUCCCAACCUCUUCCACCACACCUUAUGAUGGAGGAUAUUGUGGGUGAUUAUAAAGACAAGACUGUCACAUUAGAAGAUUUCCCAUAUUUUAGCAACAACAUCAAGAUGGCAUCGAUCCACCCUUGCAAACACGCCAGUGUCAUGAAGACUCUGCUUGAUCGCGCAGACGCAGCUCUGAAACUCCGACGAGAGAAACAAAAACAAGGGAAGACAGUACCCGGAGCUAAAGAUACUGGCAUGGAGGGCCUAGUGGAUGAUUUUGAAAAGACCAAAAUUAGUGAUAAGAAAGCUAUGCUAGAAGGUCUGAAAGCAGGCGGGAACGGGAACGACGAGUGGGAGGUAUUGCAGCAUGAUCAAGAUUUUGCAAGCGAGGAGGAAGAGGUUGCUAUUCGUGUGGAUCAAUAUCUUGUUGUGUUUUUGAAGGUAAGCCAUUUUAGUUAGACCUUUAUUGCAGUGGAAUAUGCUAACCUAGGCCCAGUUUAUGGCGAGUGUGACGCCAGGUAUUGAGCAUGAUUUUACUAUGGGUGUUUAAUGCGACGAUCGUCCUUGUUAUAUGCGCAAACCCAGGAUAAUGGGAACCAGGUUUUAAAGGAGAUAAUUUUUGUUUAUUAUUUGAUAUGUGGAGCGGAGCAAUCCUUAUGAGGAGUUCGGCGCGCCUUGGGUAGGUCUUUGCACCAAUAGCAAAGUACCACUAGGGACACAUCAGGAUUUCCGCUUUCACUUUGUGCCUUUGUGAUGAUUCAUGCUUGACUGAUUCUAAAUUGUCAUGUGGCUAUCGAUGCCCCGCAUGAUACCGCCUGGAAGGAGAUCUGGGCCUUCAUCCAUUAACAAUGAAAAUGAUGAACAGUUCUUUUUUUCUGAG